AUGGCCCCUGCAACUCGCCCAGGCACUAUCAACCUCGAAGGUCUGCCUCAGCUCAACAUGGGCCAGUCACGCUCUGCCAACGGCUCCGGUGCCAACUCGCCGAUCGACGCUCCUGCAGGUUCAGGCUCAGCUACCGGCUCUCGUUUCCCAUUUGCCAAUGGUCGAGCAGGCUCGCCGUCCAAGGCUUUUGGGGGAAGUCUAGAAGGUAGCUCUGGCAGUCGCCUCUUUCCUAAACGCGCUCGUGAGAUUCAGCAACAGGAAGGUCUUUCUCCCCAGCCCUGGGGUCCACCGACUACUGGUAGCGGACACUCCACUCCACUACGAGAGACCAUCCCCGAAUCACCCGGCAGCGAUAGCUUUCCGGACUUUGACGUUGGUAACCUAUCCACUGGCAGUCCAGGUUCGUUGUCUGCAUCAAAUUCAGUCCGACGCUCGCGAGCCGGCACUGUUCCCUCACGCUUUCCCGCCAUGAGCUCAGUCGGUACCACGCCGACCUCGGCGAUGCCCAAAUCGAAUCGAGCCACGCCCUCCCCCGGUCUAUACCAGUCCGGUCCUCCUUCGUCAGGAGACCCACAGAGCGCCAACGGCACUCCACUUGCACAAGCAGCUCUUCUAUCACGCAUGAGAGCUGGUUCGAUGCCGCAGCGAGGAUUGCUGAACGCCUCGAGUCCAUUCGGCAACUCUCUGUUCGCGAGCAAUUGGAUGGCUGGCAGAGAGCGAGCAAGCACCUUGCAGAGCAUUAGAUCGUCCAACGAACCAUCUUCGCCGAAUGCCUCACCAGCGGAUGGUGAUGUUAGAACUUUGGACUACCUGGGUCUGGUGGACACCCCACAGUCUGGCAGAGAAAGAGGUCUGUCAAGGGCGGAUAUGGACAUGUUCAUGAACCAACAGCGGGCAAAUGGCACAGGAGGAGUCACUAUUGCAGACUUGGCGGCACUCAAUGCCUUCAACAAGAACACGGCGAAUCGAUUCCGAUCGUAUUCUGUCAAUGCAAAAGAGAAAUAUGCAGAUGGUCCGGAGGAAGUGCUGGACGAAUACGAGGCAAUGCAGCAACAGCUGUACUCGGGUACUUUCACACCAAACAGCGAGACUACAGCAGCCCAAGCGGCAGCGAUCAAUGAAGCCGUUCGGCAGCACAACCUCGAAGUACAGGCCUUCGCCAACUUUGCUAGUGCCAAUCGGCCUAGAGCUCGUACUGCGGGUGUGCUGGAUUCGCCCUCACAGCGUGUCCUGCGCAACUACAUGCCGACGCCAUCACGACUUGCCGACAGCAGCAUGACUGCGGCGGACCUGCAAAGCAACGAUGGAUCCGAAUUCAGUGGCCUUGCGACUGCGGUCCAUAACAUGAACCUCAACAAGAAGAUAUCCUACGACAACGGUCUCCACCCGAAUUUGGAAGCACCAACACGGUCGCUUUGGCUGGGCAAUAUUCCUUCGUCAACCACGGUCACGUCGCUGAAUGUCAUCUUCAGUCAGUUUGGUCAAAUCGAGUUUGCACGAGUUCUCACACACAAGAGCUGUGGUUUUGUCAACUUUGAGAACGUUCAGAGUGCCAUGGCAGCAAAAGCGCAAUGCAAUGGCAAAGAGAUAUUCCCUGGCUGCGGGACGAUCAGGAUUGGGUUUGCAAAGGAGCAGAGCGCCUCGAACACACCUGGAGCCAACGGCGCUUACCCAUCACCAAGCCCGGAUCCGUUCGUGUCGAAACACCGCAUCGACAGCACCCAUUCAGGCGCGAACAACACAGCUGGCGGCAACAUCAACGCUGAGACGGCAGCGGCAGCCCUCGCUACUCCCAAUCUGCUCGAGCUACGCGAUGAGAUAUAUGGCAUAGUCCAGCAGUUUGGCGCUUCGCCAGAUGACCAAGAGCGAAUCGCCAAAAGCCUGGAAAAUGCACUGCGCUAUGAUGAGUAUGCGCUGGAAAUUCCACCCAUUCCUGAACCAAGUCACAGCAGAGUUUACGAUGCACCACGUCUACGCGAGAUACGCAAACGCAUUGACAACAACUCUUGUGGCCCAAUGGAGAUUGAGCAGAUUGCUCUCGAGAUGCUGCCCGAAGUUGCCGAGCUGUCAUCCGACUACCUUGGCAACACGGUGGUGCAAAAGCUGUUCGAGAACUGUUCCGAGGAGACCAAAGAAGCCAUGCUAUCCGAGAUCUCGCCGCACUUGGCUGAGAUUGGUGUGCACAAGAACGGUACCUGGGCAGCCCAAAAGGUCAUCGAUGUUGCCAGGACUUCGAACCAGAUGCACUUGAUCAUUAACGCGCUCAAGCCUCAUGCCGUCAAUCUUUUUGGUGACCAAUAUGGUAACUACGUGAUGCAGUGCUGCCUACGCUUCCAAGCACCACUCAACGACUUCAUCUUCGAUUCGAUGCUGAGCAAGCUCUGGGACAUUGCUCAAGGAAGGUUCGGAGCUCGUGCCAUGCGCGCCUGUCUCGAAAGCCAUUUCGCCACCAACGACCACAAGAGGCUGAUGGCCGCGGCCAUUGCACUUCACAGUGUACAAUUGGCCACCAACUCGAACGGGGCGCUUCUCUUGACUUGGUUCCUGGACACAUGUACCUUUCCCCAGCGACGUUCAGUAUUGGCCCCGAGACUUUCCCCCCACCUUACUUACCUCUGUACCCACAAAGUUGCCUACCUCACUGUUCUGAAGAUCAUCAACCAACGAAACGAGCCGGAGGCCAGAGACCUCAUUCUCCGUGCGCUCUUCUUCGACGAACAGACUUUGACCAACAUCAUCAGUGACCAUACCUGCGGCGGAACGCUCAUCUUCAAGGUUCUGACCACUCCCUUCUUGGACGAGGCCAUACGACCAGAGUGCGUGGAGAAUGUCCGAAACGUGCUCCUGAUCAUCAAGGCACAGCCAUCACAGGGUUACAAGCGUCUGAUGGAUGAGGUCGGUCUUUCCACACGUCACGGUGGCACACCCAUCAGCCACGACGGGCGUUCCAGCUCCAAGCCUCGCCCGGUCAACGGCCACCUUCCACAUCUGGACACGAAUUCAAACGGCUACGGACGUUCUCCUUAUGGCGCGCCUCAGCAUGCCCAGAUGGGCCAAGCCAUGACGCCCGAUCUGCAACGCUCAAUCAGCAUGGAUUCGAACGGCUUUGACCCGUACGUGCAGCAGUAUACUCACAGUCCUUCCAUGUCAAACGCUGGCAUCAGUCCCAUCAAUCCGAUGCAAUACCAGCAUGCCAUGCUCGCGCAGGGCCAGAUGGCGAGACCUCCUGGGUUCUAUGGCAGCCCGGUUGGUGUCACGCCAAGCGCAGGCUUGCCAAAUGGCAUGGGGUAUGGCACAGCGUCUCCAGGGUCUCAAAUGAUGGAUCCAUACCGUCAAAUGAUGGGCUCGAUGGUGCCACCUGGCAUGGGUAUGCAGAACGGAUACCAGCAACAGAGCUAUGGGAACCAAAUGGCUGGCAUGAACGGCUAUGGGCAGUAUCAGAUGCCGUCUCAAUACUAUGGCCCAAAUCACAUGCAGGGACAGAUGGCAUCGGGCAACAACCGCAGAGGCAGAGCAGGUCCUCGGUACUAA
Fulvia fulva is the source of this 3531-nucleotide messenger RNA. RefSeq names its product Pumilio domain-containing protein. Gene Ontology annotation, molecular function: RNA binding. The record is from RefSeq and is a predicted model, not a curated record. Lineage: Eukaryota; Fungi; Ascomycota; Dothideomycetes; Mycosphaerellales; Mycosphaerellaceae. The transcript is spliced from 2 exons. Bases 1 to 3531 code for a protein of 1176 amino acids.